AUGAUCAACAUGUAUGUCCAGGUACGAGGCUUCCGGUUGGGGCCGGUGUUUCUUGCGGAGAUGGACGCUUCUGCGUACAACACGGCUCCUGCAGACCCGCACAAGCGCGGGGUGCGGCUGUCUAUCCGCGGUGGCGUUGCCGCCAGCCUUUGCUUCUCGGUGGAGAAGUCCGGAGCUAUCAACCCCUUCACCACGGGCAGGGUCGUCAUUCCGACCACCAGCCUGGUGGUCACCACCGUCCACGGACUGAGGCUAAGGGCCGGGAAGAUCGAGGCCCGCGUGUGCGAUCGGGACGCGGGGAGCCGUGGCAGCCUCCUCCUGAGGCUUCGACGAGUCGCGCUCGCGCAGGGCAGCGGGGACGUCGCGACGAGGACCCCGCCGCCAAGAGCGAGCGGCGGCACCAGAGGGCAGCAGCACGGUUUCCGCUCCCGGUCAACUAACGCUAGAUCGCCUGCGGCGCGGGCGGGGUCUGAAGCCUUCGUCGUUGUCGAUGGGGGUGAAGGUAUGAAAGCGGAUGUGGCUAGGUCGGAAGAGCGACAUACGAAUCUACCGGUGGGUGAGGCCGGUGCUUCCGCUGCUUCGACGACGGCGGAUGGUGCUGGUUUAGAUGGAAACGAAGCUGAUGGGUCGACGACCGCCGGCGUUGGUGCUGCUUCCAACUCUGGCGGAAUGGUGCGUGUCGAGAUCAGCGACGGGUCGAGCAGCGGUAGCGAUAGCGACGUCGAUGUCAGCGACUGCGAGGACGACGAGGAUGACGACGACGACACCGACGUCGGUUUCAUUGACGGCGGCUUCGCCGACAACGGUUCCUACUAUGCAGGAGGCGGCGGACUGCAGUCUUCGUCGCUCCAGGCCCACGCACACGCCGCCGCCGCCGUCGCUGCCGGCGGGUUGUCCUCCUUUGACACCGACGGGAUCGACCUCGCCGUUGGCUACGCCGACACCGCUGCGGCGAUCGACAGUCGCAGCGGCAACCCUGCCGCCGCCGCCGCCGCCGCGGGCUGCGAUGACCACCGGGGGGGUCCCAAGAAGCCGCUCGUCAGGGGGAGGUCGGCGAGGAGGUUCUGGGCGUCUCGCGGCGGCGUCCCACCUCGGCUCGAGCUCUUGCCGAGCCAUAGCCACGGCCACGACGGGGCGCUCGCCGACGUUGAUGAGAGCUCGGCGGACGAGGGGACCGCGGCGGCGGGCCGCCACGAUAGCCCCAGCGUACGAAAAAGAAAAGGUGGUUACGCUAGUUCGCGGGGGAUGGAAGAACCCGCGAGUACGCGGGCGAGCGGCGACGGUACCGCCAGCGAGGCUCCCAAGGCGGGGGCGGCGGUAGCUGCCGCCGAGCCUGGCGUGGCAGCAGAUAUUACUACUGCUGCGGCGACGGCGGGUGUUGACGGGGGAGGAGACGAAGACGGCGACGAAAACGCCUCCGCGGCCGCCCACCGGCAAGUCGGUAGCGGCAGGUGGGACGAGCACUUGCAGGCCGUCACCCGGGCGGCCUGGCUGGGGUCCAAGCAGGCCAGCAGUCGAGGCUUCAACUCGAACGCGUCCUCUGUGUCGGCAGCCUCCGCGUCCAACGCGCCGACUACUCCGAUCGCAGCGACGGCAGCGAUGGCAGCGGCGGCAGCGGCGGCAGGAGCAGCGCAGUCGUCAGCCGGAGGAGCCGGCGGCGCCAGCAAGCGGUUCUUCCCGCCGCACAAGAGCGGCGGCGGCGACUCCUGCUACUCGGCGAGAAGCAGCCGCGACUUGGGUGAUGUUGACGGUAGGGAGGGGGCUCCGGCGGGAGCGCUGCCUAUAUCGUCCCCUCCAUCUCCACUGCCUGCCGCCGCCGCCGCCUUGCCGGACGCUGACGUCGGGGGCGACGGUGUAACGGGGGCAGGGACUCCCGGUGGGUCUUCGCGGCCGGAGGGCGGGAGUGAUGGCCGCAAGACCAGGGCGACGGCGGCGGCCACGGCGGACGAGCGGGUUGCCGGCAGCGGGUUUCUGUACCGAGUGGUGUUCGACGGGCUGAAUCUUCUCAUCACUCUCAAGCUUAGGUGA
Molecule: messenger RNA, 2028 nt
Organism: Ectocarpus sp. CCAP 1310/34
Lineage: Eukaryota; Phaeophyceae; Ectocarpales; Ectocarpaceae
Source: the annotation of a GenBank genome assembly